This is a messenger RNA of Saccharomyces paradoxus, 1098 nucleotides long. It is a transcript of the gene PDB1, whose product is annotated as pyruvate dehydrogenase (acetyl-transferring) subunit E1 beta. The record is from RefSeq and is a predicted model, not a curated record. The transcript has a single exon. Lineage: Eukaryota; Fungi; Ascomycota; Saccharomycetes; Saccharomycetales; Saccharomycetaceae. Gene Ontology annotation, biological process: pyruvate decarboxylation to acetyl-CoA. Gene Ontology annotation, molecular function: pyruvate dehydrogenase (acetyl-transferring) activity. The coding region runs from base 1 to 1098 and encodes 365 amino acids.
AUGUUUUCUAGACUGUCAACAUCCUUGACCAGAAAUGUCGCACGUCGUGCCCCAACUUCUUUUGUAAGACCCUCUGCAGCAGCAGCAUUGAGAUUCUCAUCAACAAAAACAAUGACCGUCAGAGAGGCCCUGAAUACCGCUAUGGCGGAAGAAUUGGACCGUGAUGACGACGUUUUCCUUAUUGGUGAAGAAGUUGCGCAAUAUAAUGGUGCUUAUAAGGUGUCUAAGGGUUUAUUGGACAGAUUCGGUGAACGUCGUGUGGUCGACACACCUAUUACCGAAUAUGGGUUCACGGGUUUGGCCGUUGGUGCCGCUUUGAAGGGUUUGAAGCCAAUUGUAGAGUUCAUGUCGUUCAAUUUCUCUAUGCAAGCCAUUGACCACGUCGUCAACUCCGCUGCAAAGACUCACUACAUGUCUGGUGGUACUCAAAAAUGUCAAAUGGUCUUCAGAGGUCCUAAUGGUGCUGCCGUGGGUGUUGGUGCUCAACAUUCGCAGGACUUUUCUCCUUGGUACGGUUCUAUUCCAGGGUUGAAGGUCCUUGUUCCUUAUUCUGCAGAAGAUGCUAGAGGUUUGCUAAAGGCCGCCAUCAGAGAUCCAAACCCUGUUGUGUUUUUGGAAAACGAAUUGUUGUACGGUGAGUCUUUUGAAAUCUCAGAAGAAGCUUUAUCGCCUGAUUUCACCCUGCCAUACAAGGCUAAGAUCGAAAGAGAAGGUACCGAUAUUUCCAUCGUUACAUACACAAGAAACGUUCAGUUUUCUUUAGAAGCCGCUGAAAUCUUACAAAAGAAAUAUGGUGUCUCUGCGGAAGUUAUCAACUUGCGUUCCAUUAGACCUUUAGAUAUUGAAGCUAUUAUCAAAACUGUCAAGAAGACAAACCACUUGAUCACAGUUGAAUCAACUUUCCCAUCCUUUGGUGUUGGUGCUGAGAUCGUCGCCCAAGUCAUGGAGUCUGAAGCCUUUGACUACUUGGAUGCUCCAAUCCAAAGAGUUACGGGUGCAGAUGUCCCAACACCUUAUGCCAAGGAAUUAGAAGAUUUUGCUUUCCCAGAUACUCCAACCAUCGUCAAAGCAGUUAAAGAAGUCUUGUCAGUUGAGUAA